AUGUAUGUGAAAUCCUUUGAUACAGUAAUGUUUUACUAUGUGAUUUUAGUGUAUUUAGCGACUUUAGUGUCACUUUUUGUCAUUUUCAACUUUCCCGCCGUUCCGUCCCCGUAUGUCCCGAAGGAACUCAGAAGACAGAUGUCGGCAUCCGCCGGAGAACAUUACAGGGGACACUGCAGGAGGGACAUCGCGAGAGCGCAGGACAAGGUAAGAGAAGAACAGAUCCCGGAGCAGCGCCGCAUGGUAAGCCCGAGUAUAGCUCGUGGUUACCGCUUGCGCUACACUCGGGAAUACCCCCAGGGGGGU
Staurois parvus is the source of this 306-nucleotide messenger RNA. NCBI's taxonomy places the organism in Eukaryota, Metazoa, Chordata, Amphibia, Anura, Ranidae. The record is from the annotation of a GenBank genome assembly.